Sphenostylis stenocarpa is the source of this 267-nucleotide messenger RNA. Lineage: Eukaryota; Viridiplantae; Streptophyta; Magnoliopsida; Fabales; Fabaceae. The record is from the annotation of a GenBank genome assembly.
AUGAGGAGGGCAUGCAGGAAAAUAUGGCGAUCAGUGCCUUGCACAAGUGGGAAAAUCUUGCGAACUGACUCUAGGAAGGACAUGGAGGAGAUUCUGAGGGCUAAGCUUUCGACUAUUAAGGAAGAGCCAGAAUUGUGUGAGGAGAAUUUGGCAUCACCAAGACAAGUGCGUUUGGCAAAGAAACAAGGGAAGAAGGGUUUGCCUCCAAAGGCACCUUUACUGCGUAGCUUCAAUGCUAAUCUGAAUCUUCUCACUGUAUUCCAAUAA